CAAUGUCGGGAUCCUGAGACGAUGAUGGAUACACUGUAGAGGGAACUGGGAAGGGAGAAGAAUCCUAAUUUUCAGUGUAGAAGAGUUCUACUUGCUCCAUCAAUGGAGCUUGGGUCUUUCAGCUCGUGCUUCAGGACAAACCCUCCUGUUCUAAUCUCACCACCUGUGAUUCGGACAAACGCCGAGAUUUUCUGGAGACAGAGAAAGAGGAGAUCCAUGUUCACUGCCUCCGCUGUCUCCUACAAGGACUUUGUCCACUCCGCUCUCGAAGAAACCAGACGACGCGUCGUUCUCGAACCAUCUCCUCUCCAGGAAAAGUAUAAUAGAAUGACAGCACUUGAUGGGAAAACAGAGCUUCAGAUGCUAGCUUUCAGAUCUUCAAGGAUAAGGCUUUUGCGAAGCAUGACCAUCGUGAGUGAGACAAUGCAGGUUUUGGACUUUGCUGGUUUUAUGGAGCCUGAGUUUGAUGCACCGAUAUUCUGUGCAAACUGUUUCACAUCUGCCAAUAUGAAUAUAGUUGUCUUGGACCUAAAUCCUUUGCAUCAGCUGACCGGUCAGAGAGAUUACAAGGAGAAGUAUUAUAAAAACUUGAUGACCUUAUACCACAAAUAUGCUGAGCUUUUGCCGUGGGGAGGAAAGCUGACUGGUGAAUCCAUAAAGUUUUUCUCUCCUCUGGUUAUUUGGACCAAAUUUACCUCUACUCAAGAAAAACAUAGAGCUUUAUUCUCCGCAUUCUUGGAUUACUACGAGGCAUGGCUUGAAAUGACGGGUCAUGUGGUCGAGGAGAUGGACGCAGCUAAGGUCAUGGCCAACCGGGAAGCACAGCACAAGUACCUGACAUGGCGCUCCGAGAAGGACCCUGGACACGGUGUACUGAGAAGAUUAAUCGGUGAAACGCAUGCAAAGGACUUGCUAAGGAACUUCCUCUUUAAUGGGGUCGAUGAACUAAGCACGAAAACGUUCCUCGAUUACUUUCCAGAGUACCGAACAGAAGAAGGGUCUGUAAAUUACCAACGAAGUAUGGUCGGGAAAUCGUUUGAAACCCGUCCGUGGGAUGCAAGAGGAGAAUUCAUCGGCUGAGAUUUGUCAGACCUAAACAAUCAGAGUAUUCAAAGACUCAACCUUUAUGGAAUAUCUCCAGGGAAUACAGAGGCGGAGGCAGCGGCUGCGACUAUGGCUGUAAAGCUCAAGCACGACUAACUAAUGCCGUGGUGACAAGAGUGUGAUGACCGAACCGAAAUGUCCAUCUUGUAGUAAUCCGUAGAGAUGCAUUUGGAUCAAGGCAUGUUUGCUGUUUUGUAGUUUAAGGUUGAAAUUUUAUAUAUUGGGGAUGUUCUUUUAGUUCUUACGUAUAGUAUACAUAUCAGAAUCCAGUGGUGGUAACUAGGGGCAGGUGUUCGGUAUUCAGUUCGCGUGCGAUUCAACUCUUUCGGUGUA
Messenger RNA from Tarenaya hassleriana, 1437 nucleotides. Its product is annotated as phytochromobilin:ferredoxin oxidoreductase, chloroplastic. Lineage: Eukaryota; Viridiplantae; Streptophyta; Magnoliopsida; Brassicales; Cleomaceae. The transcript has 9 exons. The coding region runs from base 103 to 1080 and encodes 325 amino acids. Gene Ontology annotation, biological process: phytochromobilin biosynthetic process. Gene Ontology annotation, molecular function: cobalt ion binding; phytochromobilin:ferredoxin oxidoreductase activity. The record is from RefSeq and is a predicted model, not a curated record.